This is a messenger RNA of Odontomachus brunneus, 4717 nucleotides long. Its product is annotated as G-protein coupled receptor Mth2. The record is from RefSeq and is a predicted model, not a curated record. Gene Ontology annotation, cellular component: membrane. Gene Ontology annotation, molecular function: G protein-coupled receptor activity. The transcript has 9 exons. Gene Ontology annotation, biological process: G protein-coupled receptor signaling pathway; cell surface receptor signaling pathway. NCBI's taxonomy places the organism in Eukaryota, Metazoa, Arthropoda, Insecta, Hymenoptera, Formicidae. The coding region runs from base 1378 to 3519 and encodes 713 amino acids.
GAGGCGUCAGAUGAAUCCGGGCGCUUGUAGAAGACGUGCGAACUUGUAGAUCCGUGCGUAUCCGGUGUCGUUAACGAAGCGUGAGGUUAAAGUUCGCCGCGAGUUUUUCCCGCUCCGGUUGUCGCAGGACACAACCGGAGCAGAGCGCGCAGUUUCAAAUGCGCGAUUGCCGCGAACGUCGCGUCGCUGUCCUCAUUAUGUGAAACGUCCGGUAGUAAUGUGCAAAUGCUCAGGUUAAUCACGUUGAUUGCAAUGCCACCGUUACGAAGGGCGUUGUAAAAUCGAUUGGCCGAACGUCCUCGAGAAGAAAAAACGCAAACGACAAGAGCGACCGAUUAACUCGCAGAUCGGACGCCGAUAGAGGAGCGCACGCAGUCACUUCGGUAUUUAACUUCGCCCGAGGUAGACGAGACGAGAUCAGAGAGCAAGGAGAAAAGGGCGAGCCAGAUCGCAACUCCACAAGUGAGUCCCGGCUGCAAAUAAGCGACUGAGCGGAGCAUUAAUUAACCACCUGCUUAUCCUGGGACCGAAAGUCCGUGAUACACUAAGUAGACUCCGGGGAAGCGAGUGGACUUCAAGACGCAUCAGGGAUCCGGCUUUUCAAGCACUUGACGAUUUGAAAGUUACAAGAAGAUUGAAAAACUUGGCUCCGUGCCAAGCCAAGCCGCGGAAGCUAAAAUCGGAAGAGAUGUAAGUUCCGGCGCGGAACGAUUAAACGUUGAGCAUGAAAGAGUAAUAAUUCAACGUCGCCCGUACUCGGGAUCGGAACUAUUUUCAUUCAGCGAAACCCGGCUGUCUGGGAAUUCGAAUCCGAUGACGCAGACGUAAUUCGAAACUGCGGAUUAGAAGGAAAAUUCAAGGAAAGGAAAAAAACGAGACCAGCAUUGGUGUGCUCGUGCACGAACGCAUUGAUAAUUCGUUGGCGCGUUCGUUGAAAAAUGCAACGGUGAGUUGCGUGUCCUCAUCAGACGACGCGCUGGCAAACGUACUCGAGACUCGCCAGUUUUCAUUCGCUCGGAAACAACUGUUGAAGCGAACAGGACUCUUCUUUGAAACCUGAGAGAGGAGAGAGAGAGAGAGAGAGAGAGAAAGAGAGAGAGAGAGAGAAACACAACGGUUGGCGUGCAUCGAUCGAUAAAGCGUGAAACAUAUUCGCAUAGAGAAGAAACUGAUACGUGCUGCAGAUAAUAACACAAUAAGCUGUGUACAACAAGUGAAGUCACGUUUCCGGAGAGUAGUCGCGAGCAGACGGAAGUGAUAACCGGAGAAUAGUAAUUUGAAACGUGAUGUCAAAGAGUUGUCGGAGGAGGGGAUAACAAUCAAAGGUGAUUGUUGGUGGGUGUAGGACAAGCGGAUGAUUAUAGUUUUCGCGCCAUUAUGCUCAUCACGAGGUUUGUCUUUUUCGGUUUUGCGCUGCUUUCGAUGCGGUCGGCGUCGUCGGAAUUGACAAAAUGUUGUCCGAGGGGGAAUAUUUACUUUGGAUCUUCCGAAGUGUUCUGUAUGGACGAAGAAGGCAUGAAGAUAUACUUUGCUUAUCCUAACAAUACCAGGCCAGGCCUAUACCGAGGACGUUUGCAAUGCGUCAAACUAGAGGAUAUCGUGACAACGGCACUCGAUGAUUUUGUUGCUGACGAACACCAGGAGAUACCGGCUUGUUUCGAUAUACUUCACGAUCCAAAAACCGGACUCAAUGCAAGUACGGUAGUCAUUCAAUGUCGGUCCAAUAAAGAUCGGCAGGUUAACGAGUUAACCCCGCAGAUCAUAUAUAUCAGAAAAUGUUGCCCUCACGACACAAUAUUCGACAGACGCACGAAAGCUUGCGUGUCCCAGUUAAAUAGUGCGCCGAGCCUUUUGUCGAAUGAGACUGUCGAUGAGGAUAGUGUGAUGAUAAUUUCGGAGGGUCCACCCAAAUGCGAAGGUCCAAUCGUCGAUUACGAAAUCGAUGACUAUGACGCCUCUUUGUGGAACGGUACUUACUCGGCGAUGAUUCCAAUAUCUAACCAUGAUUCCAUCGUCAAAGAGGAGUAUUUUGUUACCAAGGAUAACGCGUGCUUCGAUAUGAAGCCGCAUUCCGCGUCCAAUCGCAGCAUGAUAGUACGCGUUUGCAGAGACCAGAAAUAUUGCGACAGAAACGCCUGUAUCAGAAAGUGUUGCGCCGAAGAUGAACUCUUUUACGCGCCGUAUUGCAGAAAGCGCGUUACAGAAGGGGUGGCAGAAUUUCACUCAGUCUUCACGAGAGCCUUGAACGCAACGCAGUCUUCUACUUUCGACGCCACCAAAGAUUACGGGGUCUUGAUUGGGAAGCCGUGUCUGUAUGGCAUGUAUCCGGUGAAUCCGACGAAAGAGAAAUGGUCGAUGACCUCACAAGGACACGUGAAAGUCGAAAAUUACCCGAUCUACAAUCUGGAUCAGUAUUGCAUGGAUGUCUAUUAUAACAAAUCGCACUACAAUAGAGGCUUCUAUUUGUUCAUUUGUUUUGAAAAAGAUGGACCAGUACAAAACAUUAAAACGAGCUACAAAGUGAACACCGUCCUGGAAUUCACCAGCUGUACCUUCCUGCUGGUAACAUUGUUGGUGUACGUGUGCCUACCGAACCUUCAGAAUCUCCAUGGUAAAACCCUCAUGUGCCACGUAAGCAGUCUCUUCUUGGCGUUUACCUGUCUGGCCGUCAUUCCGUGGAUCACGCCCGGCGUGGCGUCCAACAUCAAGGAGCCAAAGGUCACGGCAAUCUGCAAGGCUCUGGGUUACACCAUGCUUUUCUCCUUUUUGUCGGCGUUCUCCUGGCUCAACGUCAUAUGCUUCGACAUAUGGUGGACCUUCGGAGGCUUACGUGGGGACACGAUCACGAAGGGACGUAAACACAGACGAAGGUUCCUGCUGUACUGUUUGUAUGCGUGGGGCUUUUCUCUCCUAGUGUCGAUCUUGACUAUCAUCUUCGACUACACGGAGAGUCUGCCGAUGUACUUGCGACCCAAUGUCGGCUAUACGAGCUGUUGGUUCACACAACUUCCGGGCUUAUACGGCGAGAUGACUUUCUUCGUCGGUCCGGUGACGAUCCAGCUGAUAUCCAACGUGGUGUUCUUCGUCCUCACAUCGAUGCACUGCAAUCAGGUGAAAGCGGAAAUAAAAAGAGUCACCUCGGAUCCUGCGGAUCCCCGGAGCAAACGGUUUCAUUCUGACCGCAACAGAUUCAUCAUGAACAUUAAACUGUUCAUCAUCAUGGGCAUGUCCUGGAUUUGCGAGGUGGUGUCGUUCUUCCUGAAGAGAUACAAUGUCGAGUGGCAAGACGCGAUUUUCUACGUCAGCGACGUCUUCAACUGCCUUCAAGGCUUGUUGAUCUUCAUUCUCUUCGUCCUGAAGAGUCGCGUCUAUCUGGCGCUACGCAGACGACUGGGCCUGGAUGUCGGGAAGAAACGGGCGUGCAACAACACGACCACCCUGCAGGAUCCUUAUCGUGUGAGGAAAAGCGUGAGCAACAGCACGAUAAUGUCCACGUUCGCGGUUAGUUCGGCGCCGUGAAAUGGCGCCACGAUCGAUUCUGCUUAGCACAAAUAAUUCAUGUCUACGACUUCUUCUCGCCGUCUUGCUUUCUCUUCCUGUCUACUCGAAUCACUCGUCUGGUGCGGUUAACGCGUCCUCGCCGCGGUCGGAACAGUUGACUCUUGCACGACCGAUAUUUUGCAAUUUGUUGUUGCUAAUGAGAAUAAUGGGAAUCCGCACUGCAAUUGACACACGAAUUGCAACAGGCUGAUGAACGCGAGCUGUCCAACAGACAACAAUGUUGCAAACAAAACCUGCCGCUUUUCUGUCAGCGAGGUGAUUUCAUUAUCCUCUCUUGGCGGUCUGAAUGUUAAUAACUGGCACCAUGAGAGUAAUUGCGUUCGAUUCGACAGUCCGGCGCCGUAUGAAUAGCGAUAUAAAUAGCGCUUGGCGGGGAUACCGCGUUGAGAUGCCAUUGUAUAAAGUUUCCUUUUGUAUUAAUGCAUAUUGUGACGACGUGCUUCACUCGCACUCGGCCUGCUAUCUUGACGGCCGAAAAGCAUCCGUUAGGGAGAAUUCACACUUUGGUAGAAAGGCAGAAAGGCAAAAGCCAAUCAGAAUUCGCGCUGAUGGUCAGAUGAUGGUCGACAGUUUCUGCUUUUCUCGAGCAGCGCGAGUUUCUGAUCUUCUGACUUUCUGUUUUUUACCAAGAUGUGAAUUCUCCCUUAGAUGGGAAAGUGCGAUUCUGUGAAUAGCACGGAUGUUGAUCUUUUUUUUCUCAAACACUAAUUCCACCCGCGUUGCAACGCAAAUUGCAAUGUUACUAAGAAUACCAAAGAAGACUUGUAACCUUUCGACUUUUUCCCCGCACUACAUUGCGUCACUGUAUAUUGCGGAAGACGUCUCAUCGACAAAAAUUGCUAGAGAUUAUUUUUAUACGUGCCGCAACACGUUGGUGACAUAUUUAGUGUAGAUAUGACGUCGAACUAGAGCGAGUAUAUACAAGACAUGUAUGCGUAUAAAAAUCUCAUUGCCGAAUGAUAAUAUUUCUGAUGUAUCUUUGUACUUCACUGUGUUAAAAAAAAGAAAAGAAAGUACUUUGACACGAUUAAUGUCAAAAGAAACACGCAACUCUGAGCAAUUCUGCAUCGAAAUGUACUUUUAUAUGUGAUGCGCUUUUUCUAAAUUAUUUAGAAAAGUUAUUAGUUAUUUUCAGAAUAAAUCAUUUUUCAACUUU